This is a messenger RNA of Penicillium subrubescens, 1536 nucleotides long. RefSeq lists its product as uncharacterized. The transcript has 4 exons. Gene Ontology annotation, biological process: cellular response to biotic stimulus. The record is from RefSeq and is a predicted model, not a curated record. The coding region runs from base 1 to 1536 and encodes 511 amino acids. NCBI's taxonomy places the organism in Eukaryota, Fungi, Ascomycota, Eurotiomycetes, Eurotiales, Aspergillaceae.
AUGAGUGGAAAGGGAUCAAACGGGGUUGAGUUACCCGGCGAUAUCGAGUUUAACAAGACUCCCGCAGCGAAGGUCCCGGCAUUUGGGACUAAUAAGGAUCGUGGAAUCAAGUUAAGCAAUUCUGCAGCUAUUCACAACGGUCCCCUUCCAGCCGAUGGUGCUGGAAACGAGAGCUUCUCCAACACCCUGCUAGCAAGCGCCCUUAUCGGAGUUCCUGGUCUCCUCACACUGAUGUUUAAGGGUGGAGUAAAAACAUUCGUACUUUUUGCCCUCAUCUUGGUCCUCCCUAUCCUCGUGGUCUUCUGGACCUGGAAAUCUUCCUGUAGUCCACCUACCAACAACAAAGUCAAGUUACCUGGCCGGCCGAUUGAGCAUUAUGUGACUUUCAAACGUGAAGAGGACCGGUCGAGGUGGAAUGGUAAAAACAAAAUACCCAUGCAAACUUUUGCAGAGAUGUACCUGGACGGCAAGGUGGAUUUCAAUGGCGAUACACUUGAAAUCAUGGAAUAUCGGCAUGAUUGGGCGAACUUCGCGUUUACCUGGGACUUGUUCAAGUUCAUCAUCUUUACCUUCUUCGUUGAUGUUAUCUUCCACACGAAGGCACAGGAUGAUGAGCAGAUCCGCCCGAACUAUGACCGUGGUAACGACCACUACGCAUGGUUCCUUGGACCUCGUAUGAUCUACACAUCGGGAAUUAUCUCAGACCCAGACCGAGAAGAAACCCUCGAGGAAAUGCAGGAUAACAAGAUGGCCGUUGUAUGUGAGAAGAUUGCCCUGAAGGAAGGUGAAACAUUGUUGGAUAUUGGCUGUGGCUGGGGAACUCUUGCCAGAUUCGCCAGUGUAAACUAUGGCGCCCAAGUGACGGGACUCACCAUUUCCGAGAACCAGACUGCUUGGGGCAAUGAUGCGCUCAGAAAGGCCGGUAUCACUGAGCAACAGAGUCGUAUCGUCUGUAUGGACUACCGCGAUAUUUCACACAAAAAGUACGACAAGAUAACGCAGCUGGAAAUGGGAGAACACGUCGGUAUUAGGAAACUCACGAGGUUCUUCCGCCAAUGCUACGAUAUGCUCAAUGACGAUGGAGCCAUGUAUGUGCAGCUCUCGGGAUUGAGACAGGCAUGGCAGUACGAGGAUUUCAUCUGGGGUUUAUACUUGAACAAGUACAUUUUCCGCGGCGCAGACGCCUCUACGCCCCUCUGGUACUACGUUAAGUGUCUAGAGCAAGCAGGAUUCGAGGUUAAAGGAAUUGAUACCGUGGGUGUCCACUACUCUGGCACGCUCUGGAGGUGGUACCGCAACUGGACUGGGAACUUCGACGAGAUCAAGGCCAAGUACGGACAAAGAUGGUACAGGAUUUGGGAACUCUUCCUCGCCUGGUCUGCUAUCGCAUCUCGUCAAGGUUCGGCCACCUGCUACCAGAUGGUUGUCGUUAAGAAUCUGAACUCAACACGCCGCAUUGAUGGAGUAAGCACUCAGUUUGGCCUGGACGGUGCUCUCGCUUCCAGCAGAAAGGCGGGCAAGUCACGACUGGCUUAA